AUGGCCUUUCCACGGCAGAUCGCCAUCAACGUCAAGGAUCGUCAGGAUCCAGUGUGGGUGCCCGAGAGACUGACCAGAAAAGUCCAACAUGAAGAUCCUUCCGCUAUGGAUGCUGAUAGGCCUGAGGUGGAGUCUGACUCAGGCAGAACCUCGAUGGGGGAUCUUAACACCAUUCUGCCUUGCCAAGACCAGUAUUUUGCAGGAGGCCAGAGCUAUCAUUGCCAGUAUUCCACUACAACGUCAGAAUCAAGUGUUGACGUUUCCAGGGAGACUUGGGUCUCUUUCUGGGCUGCUGGUCUCCUGGACAACAGUGAGCCCCAACAAGCACCACAGGCACAGGGAUCAUCCUGUGACUUGAACUUCCCUGGACUGGAUUCAUGCUCAAGGGAAGAGGACGAGUUGUCCUCUCAGCUCUACAGAAAUAAGCAGCUCCAAGAUACUCUGGUACAGAAGGAGGAAGAACUUGCUAGGUUGCAUGAGGAGAACAAUCACCUCAGACAAUACCUGAAUUCUACUUUGAUUAAAUGUCUGGAAGAAAAGGCCAAGAAAUUGCUGUCAACAGAUGAGUUUACCAAAGUAUGUGGAAAAUUAAGAAAGGGAAAGCGGAAGCCCAAAGAGCAGAGACACUUUCCUAGUGAGAUCCCCCAUUCAAAAACUGUCAAGAGAAGCCUCUCCAGUGAUUUUGCUAACUGUGAAGAGCAACCAGUACCUAGUGUGGACCCCUGGGUUCUUCAAACCCUUGGGUUGAAAGACCUCAACACUAUUGAUGACACCAUACCAGCUAACUACAGUGCCUUCUCUUCUCAUCCCAGACAAGUCCCUAGUAUAUCCUCCCAGUUUCUACAUGAUGCACAUGUCCCCACAAAGGACCUACAGAUGGACUGUGGAGGUGAUAGAACACCCCCACUGCACAGCACUGCCAGCCACCAGGAAGAACUUCACUAUUUUCCUCAAUUUUCCCAUCCUCCAAUGACAGUGCAUCCUCUUCCUUACCACAGUACUGAUGUGCUGCCAAACAAGACAGAGAUGGCCUUUUCCACAUCCCUGAGUCCCCACUGCAAUGUGAAAACUCAUUCCUUCCAUCAGGGGCAAGCCUUUGUGCGUCGAGAUGAGGAGGGAGGAUGGAAGUUUACCUGGGUCCCUAAGCAAUCUUAGUGACAUCUGUUAUACCACAGAGCACUGCCAGGCCCUCUGUUUACAAAGAACUCUUGCACUCAAACUUGGCCAUCUGGAACAGAGCAGCUUCUGGCCACCAGACUGCCUCCUACCACUGUAUAUAUUCCUUUGGGCUAAUAUACAAUUCCUCAGUGUUUGGUUUUGAAGGAUCCUUACUGACGAGUGUCUACCUUCUUUCACUCAUCUUUGACUUGUUUACAUAUCAACACCACUGCUUUCUCCCUAUCUUUGCCCUAUACUUGGGCAGGUAUUUUCUAAUCACUUAGGUUGCUACAAGACCCAAAUGUACUUUUCUGAUUUAGAAGUGGAAUUUAACAGUGGUGCUUCUGUGGCCAAAAAUUUAAAUGGUCAUAGUCUUUUUGUUCAUCUCCCUUUUCUGCAUUUAUUUCUGAAUGCUGCCUUUAGAAUUAGUCCCUAUAAUUGCUUAACAUACUUUCUAGUGAAUGUUCAAAGAUCUGAAGAUCUAUCCAUUAGCAUUACUGACGAUGUUGUGUGAGUAACAUUAUGUCCAGGGAAAUUCACAAAAUUGAUGUUCCAUAGUAGCACUGGCAAAAAGUGUCUCUCACAAAAACAUGCAUCUCACUAAUAAGCAAUACUUCUGAUAAAUUAUACCAGUUAAGUAAAAUUAGGUACUUAAAAUGCCCCAUGAUGUAUUAGUUUCUGUUGACACCUGGCACUGUUUCUUUAAACAAUAUGGUUCAAACAAGGGCAUUUUGAAGGGACUGCCAUGGCAACAAAGCAUGUACUAGGUAUUGUCAGCUAUAUCCAAGGUCCCAUGCAAGCCUACUCUUCCCUUCCGUUUUGACAGAUACUGCAGAUAAUAAGUGAGGUGAACUUUUAUACAAUUAAGAUAAAAAUAAA
This is a messenger RNA of Jaculus jaculus (lesser Egyptian jerboa), 2037 nucleotides long. RefSeq names its product geminin coiled-coil domain containing (gene Gmnc). NCBI's taxonomy places the organism in Eukaryota, Metazoa, Chordata, Mammalia, Rodentia, Dipodidae. Gene Ontology annotation, biological process: negative regulation of DNA replication; negative regulation of cell cycle. Gene Ontology annotation, cellular component: nucleus. Bases 1 to 1155 code for a protein of 384 amino acids. The transcript is spliced from 6 exons. The record is from RefSeq and is a predicted model, not a curated record.